GGUGGACGUUAUUUCCGGAGCAGCAUGGCGGCCACGGAGGACGAGCAGUCGGCGGGGAGCAGUGAGGGAGAGCGGCUGGAUUUCCUACGUGAUCGACAUGUGCGGUUCUUCCAGCGUUGCCUCCAGGUCUUGCCGGAGCGUUAUUCUUCGCUUGAGACCAGCAGGUUGACAAUUGCAUUUUUUGCGCUUUCCGGGUUGGAUAUGUUGGAUUCCUUAGAUGUGGUGAACAAAGAUGACAUAAUAGAGUGGAUUUACUCCCUGCAAGUCCUUCCCACAGAAGACAGAUCAAAUUUAAAUCGCUGUGGUUUCCGAGGCUCUUCAUACCUGGGUAUUCCAUUCAAUCCGUCAAAGAAUCCUGGGACAGCUCAUCCUUAUGAUAGUGGCCACAUAGCAAUGACCUACACUGGCCUUUCAUGCUUAGUUAUUCUUGGAGACGACUUAAGCCGAGUAAAUAAAGAAGCUUGCUUAGCAGGCUUGAGAGCCCUUCAGCUAGAAGAUGGAAGUUUUUGUGCUGUACCUGAAGGAAGUGAAAAUGACAUGCGGUUUGUGUACUGUGCUUCUUGUAUUUGCUAUAUGCUCAACAACUGGUCAGGCAUGGAUGUGAAAAAAGCUAUUGACUAUAUUAGAAGAAGUAUGUCCUAUGACAAUGGACUGGCACAGGGAGCUGGACUUGAAUCUCAUGGAGGAUCGACAUUUUGUGGCAUUGCAUCACUGUGUCUGAUGGGUAAACUAGAAGAAGUUUUUUCAGAAAAAGAAUUGAACAGGAUAAAGAGGUGGUGUAUAAUGAGGCAACAAAAUGGUUAUCAUGGAAGACCUAAUAAGCCUGUAGACACCUGUUAUUCUUUUUGGGUGGGAGCAACUCUAAAGCUUCUGAAAAUUUUCCAGUAUACUAACUUUGAGAAAAACAGAAAUUACAUCUUAUCAACUCAAGAUCGCCUAGUAGGGGGAUUUGCCAAGUGGCCAGAUAGUCAUCCAGAUGCUUUACAUGCCUACUUUGGGAUUUGUGGCCUGUCACUAAUGGAGGAAAGUGGAAUUUGUAAAGUACAUCCUGCCCUGAAUGUAAGCACACGGACUUCUGAACGCCUUCAAGAUCUCCACCAGAGUUGGAAAGCCCAGGACUCUAAACAAUGUUCAGAAAAUGUACACAUCUCCACAUGAUUGACUUUAGAUUGGGACAGUGGGGGCGGGGGGUGAUUUAUAGCAUAAUUGUAGCCCAAGGUUAAAAGCCAUGUAUAACCAAGUGUGUGCUUUUUUGAGAAGUGAAGGGAUACAAUCAAAUAUCAUGCUUAUGUCACUUUGGGGGAUAUGGUCUUGAGCCAGUAACCUUUGUACUGGGUUUCAAGAAAAUCUUUGUUUAAGUCUGAACCACAGUGGACUCUGUCAUAGAUCUUAAAUGUUUAUACUGUAUUUCUAAGAAGUUCUUUAAGGCAAAUUAACUGUAUGUAGUUACCUUCAAACAAACUUCAGUACAAAUUGUAUCAUGUUAUAAAAUGGACACAAAACUUCAGAACAGUUUACACUUCAUAUAGCAUUGAUAAUCUUCCGGUGAACACUUAGUGAUUAUUUUUAAAGUUUGAUUGCUGAUGGUAGAAAAUUGCUUGAAGAAUUAAGUAUCUGGGAUUAUUCUUUGAAAACAGAUAAUCCCAUAAUUUUUUUAAAGAAUGACUUAUUUUAUCUUAUUCUUAAGUGUGCCAAUUAAAUUUGUGUGGCCUAUAUAAAUGAAAUUAAUGACUUCAUAGUAAGAAUCAAUAGGCUUAACUAAUACAAUAGUUUUCUAAAGGAAUUUUGCUUUAAUAAGAUUCUAUCAUGUAUUAAAGUCACCGCAACUAAGAGAAAAGCAAAUUAACUAUAUGUGAUUGUGAAAGGGAAAGUUCUGUGUUAUGCUGGGGGGGAAUACUAGCUAUGUUUGAUUUUAAUCUGAAAUCAUUAGUUGCCUUUUUUUUCUUUCUGGGGAGAAAAUCUUUCAUAUAUUGAAGGAAAGAUAAUGAGUUUGUUUACUUUAUUGAAAUAUGUGAUGUUGUAAAUUAUAUUUGUACUUUUAUAGCUGAGUUAUUUUUACCCAUUUGGAUUUUUUUUGUUUUUUUUUUCCCUCAGUUUGAGUUAGCUGCUCUAAUUUCAAACUAAUAAUUUUCUAAUGUUUUCAAAUUAAAUAAGUGAAAAUGUAAGUACAAAAAUAGAACCAUGCAAGUAAAUUCAAUGGUGCAGCUCUAUACAUAGUCAUUUAUAUUUUUAUAUUUUGAGGCAAGUGGGAGGGAGAUGUACCCAUUUAGGGGGUAAGGGCUGAGGUUUCACUUUUGUUCAUUUAUUUUCUUAAUUCUGUGAACUAUCUAAUUGUAAAGGAGAUAGUGUAAAAAUUUAUCUUCAUUACUAAUCAGUUUAUCAAUAAAUCCUAUCCAUCACUCUUGAUCAGUGGCAUUCAAAGAUAUGAGUCUAGUAUUAAAUGAAGAAGAAAAUCUCUUAAGGAGCUAGGUUUAAGUUAUAGUCUUGGUGAUAAUAAAUGUUGAAUUCUACACAUAUCAAUAUAAAAAUGAAAUUACUAGCAUCACUGUUUAGAUAAUAUUUUUAAUUUUAUUUUCAUUUCUCUCCAAAAUUAGAGAAAACCAAACCAAACCCAUUGCCAUCGAGUCAAUUCCAACUCAUAGCGACCCUAUAGGAUGAGAGUAGAACUGCCCCAUAGGGUUUCCAAGGAGAAGCUGGUGGAUUCAAACGGCCGGCCUUUUGAUUAGCAGUUGAACGCUUAACCACUAUGCCACGAGGGCUCCAGUAUAUUCUUGGAGAAUCAAUUCACUCAUUAUUGGUAUGCUUAGUUUUAAACUUGAGUUUGCCAAAUCAAAAAAAAAAAAAAACGAAACCAGUUGCUG
Molecule: messenger RNA, 2861 nt
Organism: Loxodonta africana (African savanna elephant)
Lineage: Eukaryota; Metazoa; Chordata; Mammalia; Proboscidea; Elephantidae
Gene: PGGT1B
Product: protein geranylgeranyltransferase type I subunit beta
Exons: 9
Coding region: 25-1158 (377 amino acids)
Biological process (GO): protein geranylgeranylation
Cellular component (GO): CAAX-protein geranylgeranyltransferase complex
Molecular function (GO): CAAX-protein geranylgeranyltransferase activity
Source: RefSeq, a predicted model, not a curated record